Molecule: messenger RNA, 3087 nt
Organism: Phycomyces blakesleeanus NRRL 1555(-)
Lineage: Eukaryota; Fungi; Mucoromycota; Mucoromycetes; Mucorales; Phycomycetaceae
Product: C2H2-type zinc finger transcription factor
Exons: 11
Coding region: 1-3087 (1028 amino acids)
Source: RefSeq, a predicted model, not a curated record
AUGUCUUCUUCUAACGCCAGCCAGCAGAGAGAUAGAAUAUCUACACAGCAAUACCAAUGUGAUCAAUGUGUCUUGUUUUUUGAUAACUACCAGAAGCUGCAAAACCACAAGAGAAUUCACAGAGGAGAUUCAGCAAGAAUGACUGAAAUUGACCAGUCUAUUCUGGAUGAUGUUGACAUGUACCAUGACGAAAAUGAUACUAGUAAUGAAGAUGAAUCUGUUAGCAAUUCAGAAUAUACUAUGGAGUCUAUGGAGCUUGAUAAUACUAUUUCAUAUAAGUGCGCAUGUAAUUUUGAGGACAGUGAGGGUGAAGCUCACAUUUACGACAGCAGCCGAAUCAGUACAAAUACUUUUACCAAGGCCGAGUUGAUGAGUAUUCAUCUGUCUCAAUUGAUGCUACAGCAUAGAAUUGCUAGAGCAGCAUAUAGAGACAUUGUUCAAUUUAUAAACACUGUCAUCCGAGACCAUGACAAUAUAAUGAUGGAACCUGGGGGUAAGAUCAGUCAUGGUGAAACUGUUGAUGCUUUGCUCAAGUCAAAAUCAAGUGUCAAGGGCCAUGAGUAUGAUGUCUGCUCUAGUGGUUGUCGAUUGUAUGGCAUUAAUGACGACCAGGAAUCUUGUGUUGACUGCAGCAAACCGCGAUACAAGACUGAUCCCGAUCAAAGUCAGACACCAGCCGCCAGUAUGAAACUUAUGUCAGUUGGGGAUAUGCUUUCUCAAAUGUUGGCAGAUCCAGCCACAAGAGAACUCCUCUGUUACAGAGCAAACCGGGAAUCUGUAGCUGGUCAGCUAACCGACAUUUUUGAUGGUGACAAUUACAAGCAGUUGGUGCAGCAGGGCCUGUUCUCCAAUCCUGAUGAUAUUGCCAUUGGGCUUUAUACCGAUGGGUUUGUCAAUCAAAAGAAAGGCAAAAACUCAUAUACCAUCAUCCAUUGCAUAAUAUUCAACCUAGACCCAUCCAUCAGAUAUACCAACAAAUACCUUUUGCAACUACGGCAUGGCAUGUACUUUGAUGACAUUUCCACCCGGUUAAGACCUUUGGAAGACUUCAAAGUAGGCAACCCUUCGAAGAACAUAUACCAGCCAAGCAUAUAUACCCAACUCUCAACCUUCUCUAAAUCAUCAUUUUUUGCAUUAGAUGAACUUCAUUUAAUUGCAAGAGGGAUUGAAAAGCUUGUGUAUGACCUGAUUACCGUCACCCUUACAAAGGAAACCAAAUUUUAUUAUACCCAUUCAGACAAUACCCUCAAUAUCACCAAAUACCCUUUUUAUAAACCAAAAGCAAACCUUGUAACAAUUGGAAACUGUAUCACCAGCUCACGAAAAUAUAUACCCACCUCAUUUCAAGGCAGUUUCAACAACGUAUUUGCCAAGAUCGAUGGUACUCGCGCAGUGGACUGGCUUGACUUUCUCUUAUACCUUGUCCCCACUUUGGUCGUGCCUUAUUUACCAAAUAGGGCUGUCAAAACAGCUCUAUUAUCUCUUGUGAAAGAUACUUCAAGCACUGGCACUCGUUUUUAUACUAACAAUGUUUUCCGACCAGUGCAACAUUACCUGGUCCAUAUACCCUAUAUCAUCAAGCAGCAAGGCCCCCUGCGAUGCUACUCCACUCGCUCAAUGGAGAGAGUAAUUGGCAUCUUCUCGAAAUUGAUAAAGUCCAAAUCAAAGGGUGGCCGAAACACCAGUUUUCUCGUCGAGCGAUUUGCGAUUCACAAUUAUACCAGCAUGGCAAUCAGCAUCUGUGAUGAAAUCAACCUCAUUUGGCCAAAGCCAUAUGGAAGAGAGAGCUACAUGGACCUUCCUAAUGAUCCUAGUGGUGCGCAGUUGUGGGAGCCGUUUCAUCAGUUUGUUAAUUUGAACAAUGAUUCGGUGGAAGGUGUAGGCGGCCCUAGUGUGAAGGAAGCUUUAUUGAAAUACUACCGGAGAACAACAGGCUUGACUGGCCACGAGUUUGGUGACUCUGUUGUUGUUGUAGCUGCACGUCUGUGGAUGGACUCAACUGUAUAUUCCUCAUGCAUGUACCGAAGAAAGAAAAACAAGACCAGCCAUGGCAACCAUUACAUGAUGUUUACUUGCCCCUAUAGAAACAACCGUAAUGUAAUUGUUCACAGCUGGCUCAUUGGUACAGUACAGUUCUACUUUCAGCAUGUAGAUUUCUAUGGCUUCCCACACUUUCUUGCUUUCGUGGAGGUCAUGAAGGAACAUGACGCAGCUGGUCAUGACUCAUCAGUACCUAUCGUCAAACAACGGUCACAAAGCACCUGUACACUAGGCCACCAAACGCAACCGACUUAUGCAGUUAUAAGUGUAAAUGACAUUUGUCAUCAAGUUGGUCUGUUAUGUGCCUACUUUCGGCCCAACUGCCAUUCAUCCCACCGUAGUGCUCAAGUAUCAUUAUUGUAUGAGCUCGUUGAUUCAUUUCCAACUCUUUCCACUGCAACAACUGCUAUUCCUGCUGUCUCUGCUGUGCCGUACUUGUUGACCACUUCUUCUGGCUUUAAUUUGAAGACCUUCAUUGAUUCUGCUGAAGUGACCAUCGAUAAUGUCAAAGGCAAUGAGCCAUUACCUCCGUCUGCUUUCUCUCUCAGUCUUGGUGAGUUUGUGCAAAUGCAAGAAGAUGAGUAUGCCCAUCUGUUUGAAUAUUAUCGCAUGACAUAUUGUGAUGCUUUACUGAGAGGUUACCAAGAUGCAAUUUUUGGUCAACUUUUUGUGAACAGCAUGAUUCAAAAGAUGCAGUCAAUAAAUGUUUUUGUUGUACAAGCCAUGUUUCAUGAAAACAAUGAUUGUGAAAUGAGCACGUUUACUGGCCAGAUCCAAUAUCUUUUUGUCAGUGAUAUCAUCAACCCAGUUACGUACCAAGCGGACAGACAUACAUUUGCAUAUGUCAGGUGGUAUAAAACGUCUAGCCAAGAUACAAGAAGUGAGCAGUUUGUGGAGAUGAGCAAAUUUUCGUUUAUAAGAAGCGAUUUUCAAAACAUCUUAUCUGUUCACUGCAUAUUGAUACCUGCUGCCAUUGGUGUACAUACAACUGCCACCGGUAAUACCCAUAUGCUCAUUGCCCCUUUAUAUAGAAAAAUUUAUGCAUAA